Molecule: messenger RNA, 3222 nt
Organism: Nilaparvata lugens (brown planthopper)
Lineage: Eukaryota; Metazoa; Arthropoda; Insecta; Hemiptera; Delphacidae
Product: retinal homeobox protein Rx1
Exons: 3
Coding region: 1-1017 (338 amino acids)
Biological process (GO): positive regulation of transcription by RNA polymerase II
Molecular function (GO): DNA-binding transcription factor activity, RNA polymerase II-specific; RNA polymerase II cis-regulatory region sequence-specific DNA binding
Source: RefSeq, a predicted model, not a curated record
AUGUGGCAGGAGGAGCUAGGGUCAUUGAGAAUGCUCAUGCUCAGCCGGCGGGACAAUUGCCAGCUGCAGCAGGUCGACUGUUGGUGGCAGUCGGACGACCGUGAGGCGACCGGUGGGGCGACCGGUGGCCAGGCGACCGGCGGCGGCCGGACGACCGGCGGUGGCCGACCGGCGGUGGCCGACCGGCGGCGGCCAGGCGAAAACAGCUGCAACUCGAGUGACACCCCGCUGACUUCGGGGGGUGUUGCGGAUGCCGAUCGACGAAAGCGAACGUCGUCGGCUGGUGGCGGCGGUGGUGUUGGAGGUGGUGAUGACAGCGAUGAUGAAUUCGGAAGCGGCAUAGGAGGUGGUGGAGGUGGUGGAGGAGAUGGUGGAGGCGGAGGAGACCCUGGAGGUAGUCCCGGAGGCGGCGGAAGGUGUCCCAUGUCACCUGAUAAGAAGAAGCAUCGUCGUAAUCGGACAACGUUCACCACCUAUCAGCUGCACGAGUUGGAGAGGGCAUUCGAGAAGUCGCACUAUCCGGAUGUGUACAGUCGCGAGGAGCUCGCCAUGAAGGUCAACUUGCCCGAGGUCAGGGUACAGGUAUGGUUCCAAAACCGGCGUGCGAAAUGGCGUCGCCAGGAGAAGAUGGAAGCGGCGCGUUUGGGGCUGAGCGAGUACCAUCAAGGCGUGACGUCGCUGGGCCGCGUCCCCGGGUCAUCCUUGGCACUCCCCGUCGACCCCUGGCUGGCUCCCCCCCUACUCAGUGCCCUGCCAGGCUUCCUGGCGCACCCUCAGACCGGCUACCCCAGCUACCUGACUCCUCCAGUCGUCACCUCCAGCACGACGGACACCUCCUCACUGGGUGCUCCUCCUCCCUCACUAGGAGGACCUCAUCCUCCUCACAAGGCAGCCUCGCCUUCCUCGCCCGCCCUUGAUUCCUCGUCGCCAGAUCCUCGGUCGAAUUCCAUUGCCGCUCUCAGGCUCAAAGCCAAGGAGCAUGUUGAGUCAAUAACGAAGGGCUUGCAGAUGGUGUAAAGUGCUACAGAAAAUCUUGAGUGUUUGUAAAUAUAGUGAUAUUCUUGAUUAUUUCAAUCUAGGGGCUGAAGCUGUUAGACAUUGAAUUCUCUACAUUGAAUAACGUUUUAUCUUACCUGCGAUGGGAGGUUUCUAUGUAUUGUUUAUUCAAGAUGAUUAGGAGUAAUGAAAAAUCCAUUUGAUUCUAUGAAUGAGUAGUUAAUCAUUCUGUAUGAAUAGGUAUGAAUAGCAUAGAUUCACUAAUACCCCUCAACGCAAUGUGUGUACCAUCUCGUAUAUAAGUUUUUUGGUAUCAAAUAUGAAUUCGGAAAGUAGACUAUGCCGUUCUCUGAUGUCUGGCAGCCUUGGCUUCUGAUAAAAUGGGCGCUGUCAUAUGAUUGUGUGAAUAGGAACAUGUCUGCACUGGCAAGAGGUACCGGGUUAAUCCUUGCUCGGUCAAAUAAUUUUUGUAUAGUAGCAGAGUUCCUUCUCACUCCAUGGAUUCCUAGAACAUUUUAAAAGAUCGCCAUUCAUCGUAAAAAUUCGUUUCUGUUAGUUUUCAAUGUAGAGAAAUCAAUGUGUGGUUCGAUUAAUCUCAAUCCAAAAGUGAACUGUCAAAAAACUCAGCUAGCCUAGCGGGACUGUGGCAAUUACUAUUAAAUUGAUAGACAAGGAAAAUUCACCUACUUGGAAAAAAUUAGCUAACACUCUCCAUAUUCUGAUCGAUUGAAUCUAAGCUGCAAGUUCAACGAGUGCAGAAACUACUCGUAAAUAAUUAGAGAGCCUCAACGAUCACUUCGGAGUAUAAUUGUUCAUUGUGGAAUUUUAUUCAAUUGGAAACUUUGUGAUAAUAUACCAAUCCAUUGUGAGUUUCCUAUUGAGUUCAAAAUCGAAAUCAUUCGAUUUUUGUUUCUAUUGAUUUAAAUGCCUAUAUAUUGCUAUGUAGUCAUUUUAAUGUAUAGAUUGAGAGUGAAUUGGAAAAUUUGGAAUAUAAAUUUUAUACUAGAGAUGAAUUGAGAUUGAUAUUUUAUUCCAUUACAACUUCUCGUUCAGCGAUGCUGGAGCAAAAUAUUUCAGCUGGAGAUUGUGAUUUAUACAGAUCGUCGAUGGAUUUCAGAAGCUUCAAUUAUUCUUUCUUUAUCAAUCUAGCUGAUAUUGUGAAUCCAUGUUGUCAUAGUUAUUUCACUAAUAUUUUUCUGUUGGAAUCCUUAUUCUCAAUGAAAUGACAAUCCAUUGACUACAGCUAAACCAGAUUAUUAAACGUUGUAAUAUACUUAUACGCUUACUUGGGUACAGGUUGAGCUAUUCUUCCAUUCUAAUAAUAUUAAACUUCAUUAAGAUAUCAUUCAAUGAAUAUAUUCAACUAAAUUAUAUGAGAACGAUGUUAUUGGAAUCCCAAAUGAAACGCUACUUUGUACAUAAGCUAACUUUUGAAUUUAUGUUGGAUUAAUUUCGUUCAAAUUAAUCAAUUUCAUAAUGUAACUAUUUAUAAAUUCAUUAGAAGCUGCAAUGCUGCAAUUUGAAAAUUCGAAGCAUUCGCAAUCUUUCUAUGAUCAAUAACAGUUAAUUAGUGAUAAAUUGCUUAAAAUUUCUCAUGAAAGAUUAUUCAAGUUUUUUCAAUAUUGUGAUCCGAGUUCAUUUCUGACUGCUCUAAUGUUCUAAUGUAAGCAUAAGUUGAUUAUUGUUUUUUUCAAGCUUGAACUAUGAAUCACUCAACUAGGUUAUAGAGUAUCAAAUUAUAUCCUAUGAUGUUUGAUUAUUUUCCAAGUUACUUUGGUAUUUGUAAAGCUGCAAAGAUUCGUCUCAUCUCAAAAACUUUAGACUUCUUGUAGAAGCGAGAUGUUUUUCUCAUAAAUAAAACAGUUGUCAAAUUUCAAAAACAGUUCUUUCUCAAUCUGCUAGAGAUCGAAAACCACAAUGUAUAAAUCCUUUGAAACUCUUAAGUAUAGUGAAUUGUAGCUAUAGGGUGAUAGAUGUCAUAAAUUUUAAAAAAUGCAUAUUUAAAUGUAGGCAUGUGUGUGUAUUGAAUGGAAAUUAUCCUGAAAACCUACUACAGUAUGUAUAAAAGGUACAGUUUAAAUUCAAACUAAAUUGUAAGUACCCUGUAUGUAAAUAUAUGUAAAAAUUGUGUAGUAAAACUAUUCUGUAAUAUUUAUAAUGAUUAUGUGAUAAAACUGUGUGAGGAGAUACAUUGUGAUUAGAAUAUUGAAUAAAAGAUUCUUCUAC